Pristis pectinata (smalltooth sawfish) is the source of this 1393-nucleotide messenger RNA. Its product is annotated as cofilin-2-like. Gene Ontology annotation, biological process: cell motility; actin filament severing; actin filament fragmentation. Gene Ontology annotation, molecular function: actin filament binding. Gene Ontology annotation, cellular component: actin cortical patch; cytoplasm; actin cytoskeleton. The record is from RefSeq and is a predicted model, not a curated record. The transcript is spliced from 4 exons. Lineage: Eukaryota; Metazoa; Chordata; Chondrichthyes; Rhinopristiformes; Pristidae. The coding region runs from base 166 to 681 and encodes 171 amino acids.
AAAGUGAAAAGGGCGGGGACUGACUUCACCCGUUCUUCUCAGUCGGAUAACAGUGCGCAGUUUCCUGUUGUCGAGCGGACGCUUGCUGAGCAGACCUUGAGGCGAUCCCUUCAGCCGCGGUUGGAAGUUCCUCUUUUUUUCCCGCCCACCUCACAAGAGAACAACAUGUCAUCUGGUGUAAAAGUCUGUGACAGUGUCAUUGAGUGCUUCACUAAUAUGAAGGUACGCAAGAUGUGCAGCAAGGAGGAAGGCAAGAAGCGGAAGAAGGCAGUCCUAUUAGUACUGAAUGAUUCUCAGGAGUUGAUCGUUUUGGACAAAAAGAAGGAGAUCCUCAGCGGUGAUCUGAUGGACGGCACAAUUACAGAUGCAUUACAGGUCUUUGCUGAGAUGCUUCCGAAGAAUGGCUGCUGCUAUGCUCUCUUUGACCUAUCCUAUGAGACAAAAGAGUCCAAGAAGGAGGAGUUGGUUUUUAUUCAUUGGAAUCCAGAUGCUGCAACUGUCAAGGAUAAGAUGGUCUAUGCCAGUAGCGCAGACGCAUUGAGGAAGAAGAUUAUAGGGAUCAAGCAUGAAUGGCAAAUAACAUCCUUGGAGGAUUUACUAGAUGUUAACGUGUGGGCUGAAAAGCUGGGGCAGAAUGUGGUUUCUGUGGAAUGUCGUAAAGUUGAGCUACAGUGUCAUUAAAAGUCUUGCCCUGUUUUUGUUCUUUGGCCUACUAAAUACCUUCAGUUUGUACACAUGUCUCUGACUCCCUCUGAUGCUUGCUUUAAGCCUAUUUGUGAUUGGGACCAGUUAUUUAAAGGGCAGCUGUACCAGUUAUCAGUACAAGGGAGUUCUGUGAGUGGAACUUGCUGCCAAAUUUCUUUGCAUAACCAAGCCUGGAUAUAUGUAGAACAAAUUUCAAUGAAGGGGUAAUCAAUGAAUGUCAAAUUUAUUAAGUAAAAAAAACAACCAAACAUUGACAUCCUAAUUGUCUUGCUAAACCAUUCCUUGAGAGUGUGCAGUGAAUUUUGUCCAGGCACUCUUGAGUUUGUCUGGGGUGGUUACUGGACAAUUUUUAGACCCUUGUAAUCAGCAUUUAACAAUUCUCUAAUGAAAACCUGUCUCUCAUUAGAACUCUUCCUGCAGAUCAUUCAAUGUGUAAUUCAUAUUUUGUAAGCAUUUCUAAUGUUUUAACAAGAUUUACAGCAGUUGUCAACAUUGUAAUCGCUCACUGCAUGUAUGUGAUCAAAUUUUCAUUGCUUUUGGGGGGGGGGGGCAUGGAAAGGGGUUACUGCCAAUUCAGAGGGUGGUUUGAAUCAGUGUCUUGUGAAUGGUUAAUAGUUCGAAAAACAAACCCCUGACUUGCUAAUGUGGAAGUGGCCCCAUUAACCAUCUAAAUAAAAUUUGCAGUCAA